This is a messenger RNA of Syngnathus acus (greater pipefish), 9368 nucleotides long. It is a transcript of the gene prr12a, whose product is annotated as proline rich 12a. Bases 408 to 8198 code for a protein of 2596 amino acids. The record is from RefSeq and is a predicted model, not a curated record. Lineage: Eukaryota; Metazoa; Chordata; Actinopteri; Syngnathiformes; Syngnathidae. The transcript has 15 exons.
CAGAGAGAGGAGAGAGAGAGAGAGGGGGGGAAAAAGGGGACGCGUUGGAAAUCAAAUGUUCAUCAGCGUUUCGCCCAUUGGCGGCCAAAUCCGCGACAUCUUCAUCAUGAGCGGGACUGGAUUCGGACUACCUUCAUGGAAAUGAUAAACGUGGAAGGAGGAAAAUGAGGAAGAGCGUCUUUUUUCGAGCUGGUUGGAUUAUAACCCCGUAGACCCCCCUCUUUUUUCAUCCAGCUUUCUCCUCCUCCCCUCCAUUUCUCUUUCAAUAUGCUGUUUUCCACUCCGGAGGACUUGCUUAUGAAACCGGGGAGAAUCGCCUGAAACGGAGCUUGGGAAAGACUGGAUUUUUUUUUUUUGCUCCUCGCCUUGCGACGUCGCUUUCGCAUACGGUUGUUCCCCCCUCAUAGAUGGAUAGAAAUUACCCGGGAACAGGGUUCGGCGAUUUGGGCGCUGGAGCAGGAUGGAGUUACGAGAGAUCGGCCAAAGCAAGUCUUGUAUAUGGGAGUUCCAGAUCAUCCCACCCUGAGUCUGAGCUCCUCCACCGCCAAGCCUACGCCACCCCACACCCUCUGCAGGGCUAUGCCACCAAUCACCACCCAGGGAGCUCCGGCCAAGGCGGAGCUUGGGGAGCAGCUGGACGGAGUUUGGGUCUGUCGGGGCUGUUUGACACCGGCCUGCAUCACGCCGCUCCCUCAGCCCCCGAUGCCUCAGUCAUGAAUCUGAUUUCGGCAUUGGAGUCUCGGGGUCCCCAGGCUCCCCCCUCGGCCUCCUCCUUACUCUCCCAGUUCCGCACGCCAUCCUGGCAGACAGCGAUGCACACACCUGCUCCUCCAGAAUUAUUCAUUUCUGGAGCUCUUCCUGGCUCGGGCUCCUUCCCCUCCUCCUCCGCUCUCUCAGCCUAUCAGCACCCAGCAUCCUUUUCCAGCCGCUCCUUUCCCGGUGCCUCCCUUUCCCUGCAGGACACGCCCACGUUUAGUCCCACGUCCAAUGGCCUGCUCUCCCCACAUGACCCCUUACUACACAUCAAAGCUCCCUCCCAGUCCAGCCUGGGUUUUGACAGACUCCUAUCCUCGCAAGGGGCUGCCGCAGCCGCCUAUAGGGGCAGCCAGGACCCUACAGGUGCCUCAUCAGCCCAGGCGUCUUCUGCUCGGCACCUGCAGUCCCACCAGUUUAACCUGCUGUCCUCGCAGCUCCAAGACCAGUCCUCCCAGCUGUAUAACGCAUCAGUAUUCUCCUCAGCCCAGCCCCAAACUCAGUCCCAAUCCCAGUCCAACUCGGCUCAGGAGCGGGCCGUGCCAAGACAGGACAGCGUUAUCAAGCACUACCAGCGGCCCACGCCAUCGCAGCCGCAGCUCUCGUCCUCCGCUGCUCACUCCUUACAGCACUACCUCAGCUGUGGAGGGGCAGGCUACCAACAAAUAGCCAGCCAUCACAGGCACGCCGGCCUUUCGUGCAGCCCGCUGGGCGACCAGAGCCCCUCGUCCGACCACAAAGCCUCCUCUCGUACAGAGCAAUAUAGGCCGAUCAUCCAGCCUCCGUAUUCUUCAUCUUCCUCCUCCUCUUCUUCCUCUGCUGGGAAAGGUACCAAAAGUAGCUCCAGCAGCGGCUACUCCUCUGGAAGUUCGGCCUCGUCAUCAAGAACUCCUCUCACCCCUCCUUCUGCAUCCUCUACCUCCUCCUCCUCCUCUUCUUCUUCGGCCACUCCUGGGGCUCACCCCUCCAACUCCAUCCCCACCUCAAGCUCCAGUGCAGCCCCCUCCAGGCAGCAACCCCCAACUCAACCGGCUCCACCUCCCCCGGCCCCUCAGCAGCAGCAACCCCCUCCCACUUCCACUUCAACACCUCAAUCCCUCCCCAAAUCCUGCCUCUCUGGCUAUGGCUCUCCCGUGCCGCCUGUAAAACCCCCCACCUCUGCUCUCACUGGUCAGACUCCACCCCAACAGCAGACGCAGUCAUACUCUCCAAAUCAGCCUCCUACUUCCCAUCUCGCUCAAUCCUAUGGAGGCUUCAGUUCUCCACAAGCCCAGGACCUGAGCUCAGGUACUGGUGGGAAAGGCUAUGGAAGUUUAGGAGGGCGAAGUCAGUCAUACCCCACUGAUAUCUAUGGAACCGAUUCUGCUUAUGGAUCACUUCCCUCCUCGCUGGGUGGGGCCGGAAGCCCAUCACUGGGCUAUGGUGCCCCAGGUCAUUCUCCUGCACUUUUAAGAUCAAGUGGGUCAUCAGGUAGUGGAGCAUCUGGGGGAGGAAGCAGCAGUGGCACAGCAAGUGGAAACUCUGGCUCAGGAGGAGGGGCAGGAAAUGGUAUGGCAAGUGAGAGAGGUGGAGGGGGUAGCGGAGGGGCGUCUUAUCAUAUUCCAGAUUCGAGUCCCUCCCCAUCUGGAAACUCGGGCAUUAUCCGCCCUGGGCUGCACUCCCCGGUGCCGCCUUGUCCCACGCAGUCUCCCGGAGGGGCAGGUUCCAAUAAAUACAUCUCCUCUGUUCUCUCUCCUACUUUCCUAAGCUCCCCACAGGGCUACCCUGACACCAGAGGUCCGAGCUCUCAAGCUCAGUCUUACCACGCCGCCUCCUCCAAAUCAAAGGCUGACACGUCAAUGCUCGGAGUCGGUUCGCAGAGAUCCCAAGAGGAAGUAGAUGACGACGACGAGUUCUUGAUCCAGCACUUGCUGCAGGCACAAGCCAGUCCUGCUACCCAGGCUUCUCAUCACCAUUCCCAACAGCAGUCCCAACAGACAUCCCAGCAAACACAGCCUCAGCCUCAGUCGGCGCCGCCAACAUCUGAUGCUGGCAAAGGGCUUAGCUAUGACAUGGGAAAGUCCUCUGAGGAAAGGUACCACCCCCAGAGUGUCAUACGCACCCACAGUGCCACAUCCUCUUCUGGGGUCGGUAAUGCAAACUCCGGGGGGUCUAUCUCUGGCCUGGACAGCCAGCUGGAGAUGUCACUGAAGAAACAGCAACAACACCAACAACAGCAGCAGCAGCAGCAACAACAACAGCAGCAGCAGCACCAUCACCAACAGCAGCAAAGGAACGAGAGACCUGUAGGGAGUAGCAGGAGUAGCGGGGGACGGGGCAGUGCUGAACAAGUGCACUCGCACCUUCUUCACCAUGACAACCUAGGCUCAGUCGUCCACUAUGGGCGGGGGGACCCGUACACACAGCACCCCCUUGGCCCCCAACACUCCUCGCAUAACCAGCACGUAUCUUCACAUUCUCAGAUUCCACCCCACACCCAGAUGGAGCUACAGAAAAAGGAACGUGCUGAAAUCCCUUAUCCCCGUAAGACGCCGGAGGUCCAGCCGCAACAUUCUCAGUCUCAAAGCGCUGGCUCUCUUAUGGACUCACCCACAGAUCAGUCCCACCAGUCACCGCACCUCCUGCAGUCCGUGUUGUCCCAUACGACUCGCAACAAACUCGAGCCUCACACGCAGCAGCACCACAAGAUGGACACGCACCAACAACAUCAACAGCAACACCACAAAAUGGAGACACACCGGCAACACCAACAGCACCAUAAAAUGGACUCCCACCAGUCACAUCAGCAGCACCCGAAAAUGGACUCCCACCCGCAGCAUCAGCAGCACCACAAGAUGGACUCUCACCCCCAACAGCAACAGCACGCCAUUGGUCAACAGCAAGGCGUGAUGGAGAGCGCCAGCGGACGACUCGGCUCGACGAAACAUCCGGCUCAAGCUCAGUCCCAGACAACGCAGCUCCAGCUCCAACUCCAGUCGCAGGCUUUAGAGGUGGCAGCGGCUCAUUACAACCACGGACCCUCGUCACAUCAGCACGAACAAAGCCAAGUCAAACAAAGCUCAGUGGUCUCGUCUUUGGACAUGCUGGAGCGCUCUCUUUCCCAGACCUCCGGCGCGGAUGUGGCGAUUGCCGAGGACAGGCGCGGUGGACGGAGCGGAGGAAGCAGCGAGCGCCACAGACAGCAGCAGGAGCAGCAGCAGAGGCAGCACCCGUCCCACCAUCACCCUCAGCCCCACUCGGCCCCCGAACUCCACUCUUUCCUCUCUGAGCCUGAAAUCGCGAUGCCCACCUCCUCCCACAUGCACCACCUUUCGCAGCACCACCCUCAGCAGCAACAGCAGCACCCCAGCUCUCAACACCAGCAAGCCCAUUCUCACCACCCUCACGGCCAGCCGCAAACCCCGCACCCUCACCAUAUCCCCCCGCCGUCCGCCCCGACCCAUCCCCAACCUCCGCCCGAGUCGCAGCAGCUCACCCCCCAGCAGAGCCAAUUAGACCAACAGCGCUCGGAGCAGCACCAGUUCGACACCGUCAGCCCGGUCGAGAAAGCGGACCAAACCCAACAAAGUAAUCGCUUUGUUCCCCUGACGUCCAUCUGCUUUCCUGAUUCCCUUCUCCAAGAUGAGGACCGCUCCUUCUUUCCAGGCAUGGAAGACAUGUUUUGUGCAGAGGACUACAAGUCAAGUUGUGCUGGUGGUGCCGGACCAGGACAGGAGGAGAUGAAUGAAAGCCAUACUGGGCAAGAAGGUAUGGGCUCCAUGAAGGCCGGACAGAGUGGCGGGGGACCAGGCGGAGGUAGCGGAGCUUCGUAUGAUAUGAUGGGUCAUCAUGGAGAUCAGGGUUAUGAGCCAUACUGUCAUAGCUUGGACGAGCCCAGCAACAAUACGAUGACUCUAGAUCUCGAUUCCCUUAAAACUCACGAGCUCCCCUCCACCGUUAACACGGAACAACUUGGGUUAAUUCAGUCGCAGGGCCCAGCUAUGGGUAUGGGCUCCAAUAACGCCGGACCUAACAACCCCGCCGCAAAGCUAUCAUCCGGGCCUGGAGGAACGAGCGCAGGAGCGGCUUCUGGAGGCCUCCAAUCGCCAAUUUUCUGCUCAUCUCGUCCCAAGAAGCUCCUCAAGUCGAGUUCUUUCCAUCUCUUAAAGGAGCGCAGAGACCCCAACACCCUGCCUAAGAAAAGUUAUGCCCAGGAGUACGAGUUUGAAGAUGAUGAGGAUAAAGCUGACCAGCCUGCUGACAUCAGGUUGAACAGUCGUCGGCUUCCGGAUCUUCUGCCGGAUUUGGUGUCCAGCUGCAGGAAAGGAGGAGGAGGAAGUGGUUCUCUCAGCCCUUUGAUGGGUGACAUUGACUUCUACCACGCCUCUGGCUACCCACCAAUGGGUGCCCACUCCCUUUUGCCUCAGGACGGCCCCAAGAAGAGAGGUCGGAAGCCUACUAGGCCCAAGAGGGAGGGCCCCCCGCGACCCAGAGGCAGGCCUCGUAUUCGCCCCAUGCCCGAGCCCUACACACCGCGAGGAAUGAUGGGUGAGAUGGGCGGAACAGUUGGCGGAGGGGGAUUCAGUGUGGAGGGGCGAGGCAGGGGCCGAGGCCGCGGGAGCAGAGGAAGAGGAGGUCGGAGAGAGGAUAUGUACAUGGAAAUGAGUGGGAAGGAGCAGGAGCAGAUGCAUCACCAACACCACCAGCAGCAGCAGCAACAGCAGCAGCAGCUCCAUCAUCAGUCCCAACAGCAACAGCAUGAACCGAUUCCACCGUUGAAGAUCAAGUUGCCAAUUCCCAUGUCCUCUGAUGCCUUGCUGAGGACAGACUCGAUGUCUGGCACAGACCCUGCUUUGUCCGAUGGCUCAGUAGGCUCAGCUCCUUCCCUCGGUCUCAGUCCUGGUCCUUGUAGCGCUGAAAGCACCAGGGCGCAGGAUAAAAAUAAGCAGAAGGGCCAGAUGAUGAAUGAAGGAAUAGAUGGCGACAGUCUGGAGGAAAGGGGUGAUGAGAAGGAUCCAGAGUCCAAGGCUGGCUUAGUUGCUUCUUUAUUGGAUUUCCUCAAGACAGGGAAGCGACCCCCAAGUUUGGAUAUUUCGCCCGGAAUGGAUGCCGACAAUGGUGAAACCUCCCCCUGUAAAUCAGGGUUGCGUCCAUUAUCCCCGGCGCCUCCUCCACCCCCACCUCCAUUCGGGGAUGGCGAAGGUAAUGGCGGUCUCGCCUUGGGCAGCUGCCCCAGUCCCAAGCGUCUGGAGGACGAGCUGAAGAGGAACCUUGAGACCCUGCCCUCGUUUUCCUCAGAUGAGGAGGACUCGGUCGGAAAAAAUCAAGACCUCCAGAAAAGCAUCUCCUCCGCCAUUUCCGCCCUGUACGACACGCCCCAGCUGACCGCUAACAUCCAUCACUCGUUAACUCCUCAGCCGCAGCCUUCUCACUCCCCUCUGACGCCCCCGUUGCACCCCCCAACCCUCAGCCCUCAGACUGACAUUCCUACACCUCACGCACAACCCCAGCCCAAUGAACCCUGCAUCCUCCAACCAGAGGAGCCAAACAUGGACGAGAACAAGGAUGAGGAGAAUGACGAGGAGCGCAGUACCAGAGGGGACGAGGAGAGCGAUAUGAUGGAGGAGAGCGAACCACAGCUGGAGACACUCGGUGCCCCGAAACUCGAACCGUCCCUCGAGGAGAUUCCUCCUCCUGCCGCAGCAAGUCCCCAACCUCCCUCCGUCCCUCCCUCUCCUGCCUCCUCUUCCUCCUCAUCUCCUGCUCCCUCCCCCCUCCCUCCCCUGUCUCUCCCCUCACCUACUCCUCCCCCAGAAGAACAAGGGGAGAACUCCAAGCCUCCGAGCCCCGUCGCCGCCAAAUCGCAGACACCGCCGCCUCCCCUGACUGCGACUCUCCCACCGCCUCCCACAUCUCCUCCUCCUUCUCCUCCCCCUCCCACUUCUUCGACCCCACCUCCUCCUGCUCAAGCUUCUCCUCAAAAAGAGUCUCUGACGCCCUCGCCCGAGUCUGCCGCCUCUCCUGAAGAAGAGCGACCGCCGCCCAAGAACACCAACUUGCACCUGGCGCAGAAGCAGGAGGACGCGGCCAUCGCUGGAGAGAGUGAGGAGGAUGACAGCGAGAGCGGCGGGGAGGGCAUCUUCAGAGAAAGGGAUGAAUUUGUGGUGCGGGUGGAGGACAUUGGAACACUCAAGUUGGCCUUGCAGACAGGCCGGGAGCCUCCUCCCAUCUGGAGGGUGCAGAAAGCCCUGCUGCAGAAGUUCAGCCCGGAGAUUAAAGAUGGACAGAGACAGUUCUGUGCCACAAGCAAUUAUCUCGGUUACUUUGGAGAUGCCAAAAGACGUUACCAGCGCAUCUACGUCAAGUUUUUGGAGAACGUCAACAAGAAGGACUACGUCAGAGUCUGCUCCCGAAGACCAUGGCGCAGGGCCCCGCCUGCUCUCAGGCGCCAGUCCUUCCCCAGAAUGGCUUCCCCUCCCGCAAACCAAACCCAAGCAAAAGAGGAGCGAUGUACUCCGUCCAGCCAGCGUGACAAGGAGCAAAAGGAGAAAUCAAGAACCACCCCGCCGGCGUCGAAAGAACACCGGGAGAAAAAAGAGGCCUCGUCUGCAGUGGCUAAGGCCAAGGAGAAAGAGCCGGAGGCGGAGAAGGACAAGCGAGUGCAAGCGGCUCAGGACAAAGCGGAGAAACGUGCCACCGAACGUGGGCGGGGCAAGGACGAGAGGAAAGCACCGGAGAGGAAGGAGAAACCCGAUCGGCCACUGAAGUCCAAACCUGCCAAGGUGAAGGCCGAGCCGCCGCCCAAGAAGAGGAAGAAGUGGCUGAAGGAAGCUCCCUCCUCCUCCGACUCGGACUCAUCGGAUGACGCUGCUAGUGAGAACGAAAUGCCCGUGAAAGGUGGCGUGAACAACCGAGCAAUGAGGGAAAUGUUCCGCAGCUAUGUGGAAAUGCUCGUCAGCACAGCUCUGGACCCCGACAUGAUCCAAGCUUUGGAGGACACGGAUGAUGAGCUUUACCUCCCCCCCAUGAGGAAGAUCGACAGCAUCCUCAGCGAGCAGAAGCGGAGGUUGUUGAGGAGAGUCAGCAUGAGCUCUCAGCAUCAGGAGGUUGUGCAUGCAUACCCCCAGAUCAUCGUGGACCCCUUGGACUCGGGAGUGGUGAGGGUGCGGCUCAGUGGCGACGCCUACAACCGCAAGACCCUCAACAGAGUCAAGAAAAGCCUGCCUAAACCACAGGACCUUAAACUGUCAUCUGACUCAUAUCGCAUCUACAGCCUGUACCACUCCCUGCACCACUAUAAAUACCACACCUUCUUACAGUGCAAGAAAGAGACCAACACGAUCGAGCAGGCGGCCGAGGACCCGGGCCAGGAGGAGGUAGUGCAGCAGUGUAUGGCCAACCAGGGCUGGCUGGACACGCUCUUCAGCUCCUUUAUCGAGCUGCUCACGCUCAGCACCAAAGCCUGAGAGGGAUGAGCUUUAUUAAAGUUGGAGAAUAUGAAAAAAAAAAAGAUGAACAGGAUGGAUCCCACUGUACAGACGCCUCCCCUCAACCCAUCAAUUUUCUUCAAAUCUCAAAGAUCUGAGGAUGUAUUUUCAAGGAUGAACUCGAGGGGGGAUCAGAACAAUGGCCUCCUUUUUUCCUUCUUCUUGAACAAUGACUAAAGAAAUGUGUUUCAUUGUGAGGAGUGGGACCCCACCGGAUUUGGGGUCACUUGCCGGUCAAGAGGAAUUUGACCACCCGCCUAAGGUCUGAAAGUGAGGAGCAACACCAAGUCCACAGAGGAGCCGCUAACAUCUCGUUAACUGUGCGUCAUUAAGACAAUAGCUCGAAGAGAAACUAUUACCGCUUAGUUUUUACAUAAAUUAUUUUUUUGAAAAGACUAACAUCCGCUGUCGGCUUUGGGAAAGACUGAAAGAGGGCGAGAAUGCUUUUUAAACUACGUGUGGAGCGUGCCGUGAGCAGCGUAAACAAGGACUCGAACCAUUAGAUGUGUUAAUAAAUGCUCUCUCUCUCUCGCUCUCUCUCGCUCGCUCGCUCUCAUCCAGUGCUACGUGAAGGGCAGCACGACUCAGCCAUGUGAUAAUAUAUAAACACAUUUUUAUUAUUUAUAUGAGGAGGUUUUUAACUUAACAAGCGCUGGAUUGCUGCCCUAACAUUUGAAAUACUUUUUAUUGUCACCACGUUCAGUAUACAAUCGUGACCCACAUAUCCAAGCUGUCUUCCCCUCUACACUUAGGAACGGACAUUAAGACUGACAUAAUGUAUCAAAUACAGUGGGUGUAAAAUAAAAUUAAAAAAAAAAAGAAAGAAAAAGAGUGGGGGGGGGUAUUUGAAAACUUACGUUGUUGUGCUUCAGUUCAAUCAUCACUCAUGCAGAUGCAAAGAAAAAUAAGUCAACUGUCCAUUUCCUGUGUGGGAAGAAGGAGAGUAUAAAUAAGUGAUAUUUAAAGAGGAAAUAGUCAUGUCAUUUUUAUCAUUUUGACGUAUGUGCAUACUUAUUUUGAAAACAAUCUAAUUUUCCAUAAAAAGGAAAAAAAGGUGUGUAAAUAUUGUACAGUUCUUGAUGAUAUUCUUUGUCAUUCUGUACAUUAACUCUCCUGUAUUUGAGAAACAAAUAAAACCUGCAAAGAUCA